Aspergillus terreus NIH2624 is the source of this 1878-nucleotide messenger RNA. RefSeq names its product DUF3176 domain-containing protein. Lineage: Eukaryota; Fungi; Ascomycota; Eurotiomycetes; Eurotiales; Aspergillaceae. The coding region runs from base 1 to 1878 and encodes 625 amino acids. The record is from RefSeq and is a predicted model, not a curated record. The transcript is spliced from 4 exons.
AUGGCGACGCCAGAAAGACCCGACACGGCGGAGGCCGAGGACAAGAGAUUCCUUUUCAAGUCGCACUCCACCAACAUUGAUCGACUGGCUGCACCGGCUAGAAGUGCAUUCUCGAAGUGGAACUCCUCCAUCCUGGACACAUGGAUGUGGGAGAUUUUCUCCAUAACUUUCAGCACUCUUUGUCUUCUCGCCAUCGUUGGUAUCAUCCGAUUCUACGACCAGAAGAAGACGCCCAGUUUUCCACACGGAUUGACGCUGAACGCAAUCGUAUCUAUUCUCGCGACCUGCUCCAAAUCCGCCCUCCUUUGUAUGAUCGGUACAUCUGUCGGCCAGUUGAAGUGGCUCUGGUUCUCCGGCAGGAAGGAACGCCCGCUCUAUGACUUACAGUCUUUCGACGAUGCGACCCGUGGGCCUUGGGGCUCAAUGAUGGUGCUGAUGAGAUGGCCACACAAAGGACACUUUCUCAUAUCGCUUGGGGCCCUAAUCACUGUCGUUUCCCUUGCGUUCGACCCCUUUGCGCAGCAAAUCCUCAGAUUCCCUGUCAGACAGGCCCCCAGCGCCUCCAGCAUUGCAACGGCCAAACAGGCAAUACUUCCAUGGCAUCCACAGACUACACAAACAGAAGACGCCGUGUUCGAUGUAAUCGAGACUGGUAUAUUCUCUGCUGGAUUUGAGCUAGAUCCAGUCUGUCCAUCGGGGAAUUGCACCUGGCCUCCCUUCCACUCCGCGGGCUGGUGCAGCAAAUGUGAAGAUGUUACGUCGGAGGCCAAACUCGUUGGCUGUGACAUUAGCUCCUUAAAUACCAGCAGACGAGGGGAUCAAACUGUGCCAUGCAAUAUUACCUUUCCAGAUGGAUCUUGGAUUAAAAGUGAUCUCCAGGGAUUCUGGAAUGGGACUAUUCCUGGCCAAGUACUCUCCUUGCCAUCGGUCCAGGUAAAGGCUGUCAAUGAUCAGUUGAACGGACCAUAUCUUAACCAGUCAAUCUUGGGCGUCAGUAGCCCCGUUUCUGCGUUUGUAUUUGUUGAACUGGAGAUAUACAUCUUAUCAACGCAGACUUCUCUACCUGAUUUUGGCGAGGUCUAUCACCCUGAAAAUUACCCUGGCAGGGACCGCGAGCUACAGGGGUCUGUGUUUCUUGACGAGGCGGAAUAUGAAAAGGCGACAUCAUGCUGGAAGCCAGAGCAUGGGGGGUCUGUCGAUGUCAUGUUAACAGAGGAAACAUGGCCGAUUGCGUCCAACUUGUGGAACACCGACACCAAGUUUGCCGGUUGUCCAGUGACUGAUCCCUUCUAUUAUUGUGAUUUUGUGGGAAUGUAUACCUCGCAAUUCCUGUACAAUGUCUCUGAACGGAUAUGGCAGCGUACUUACUGGAGCGCACCGGAUGGUGACAGCACAUCAUCAAGCUUGCACAGAAUUCGCCGCUCCGAUUUUGCCUAUAUUAUGGAGAAUGUCGCCGCUUCGAUGACACGGUACGGUCAAAAUAUCAGCAAUCAAAUGGCCUAUGGCACGGUGUAUGAGACUCAGACAUAUGUCUCGGUGGAUUGGGCCUUUCUGGCUCUCCCAGCUGUGCUGGUCUCCUUGGGAAUUGUCUUCCUUGCGCUGGCGAUCAUGGUCAACAGCAGAGAGGCGUUGACUCUGUGGAAAUCUUCUUUGUUUCCUGUGAUAUACCACGGGCUUGCGGAGAUGGGUGUCGAUGAGUUUGCUACUCUCAGCUCAAUGGAACGGAAGGCACAGGAGAUUACGGUGAAGCUCGAAGUUUUGGAUACUGGAAAGAGAAGGUUGAUGUGUAUGAAGCUCUCUGCUGACCCAAGGAUAAACCAAAUUAGACAGCGGGUGGCUGGCGGCGCCACCAAUCUAGUCGAACUAAUGUCGCGCUAA